AUGUCGAAGAAAAAACGCAUCGGAGGUCUCUUCGAUAUUGACAAUGCAAGGAAGAGAGUGAGCGAAGAAAAUGAUUGCGUGAAGCGAGUUAAAGACCAAAUCGAAGCGCUUCAACAAUUUGAUCUCGCCGACAUGCUGUUGUCUAAAUUUAACGGAGUCGGAAACGCUUCAACUUCUUUCUGCCAAGAUGACCUUUCAAGGUGUAUGUAUUCUUAGGAAAGCUAUCAAAAAUAUUCCAUCAAAUGUGAAGAGAAUGAUGGCGGGUCAGUCCUUAUGAGCAAAUUUGAUAUGGGAUACGUUUAAUGCAUUCCACCAACUGCCAGCCUUUACUAAAGCCUUCUGUUGAUCAGCUUUCGAGCUAUACACUAAUUUUGGAACGCUGGUGUUCGUCUUUCCUUGCCCUCGAAGAUUUGACGAAGCAUGUAAGUGAAACAUAUAUUUCACCGCCGCUUUCCUCGUGCAUUAGAUGCGACAAACUCCUCACGAUGCAUAACCUCCCGUCAAAGGCAACUUUGUAUACCCUGGAUGGCCCUGUUCUUUGCGCGAAGGUCUCUCUUGAGUGCAAGAAUUGCCUUAUUCGUUUUGGAGUGUGCAAUUACAGCGACGAAAUUGGGACACAUCUGUAUCCAGCAGAUGUAGAAAACCACAAUCGUUUGGUAGAAGUGAGCAACGUUACAUACUUCGACAUCGCCUUGUACCGUUGGAUUCCAUCAUUGAGGUAAUUUCAAAUUCUAAAGUUUACUUUGUAAAAUCCAAAAUGUAUGCACUAUAUAGUUUAUAAUAUGAAUGAUUUAAUAUUGAGGGAUUUAACUUUUGUUUUUAGCAACCACAGUUGGGUGUUGUUUAGCAGCUUCUCUGAGGCUUACAAUGAAAUUUUUCAACAGCAGAUAGACUCUUUUGCUUUCCGCUUAGAAGGUAUGUUGUAUUAUUAAUCCCGUUUCUGCAUUACUGCUACUUUAUUUUACAAAUAAUAGCACAAACCUUAAUCUGAUCGCUUUCCACCUACAGCAAAGUUUAUAUUUAAUAUCCAAUCAAAAUGUUGCAGGAGAAAUUUAAAUUUCAUACGACAACAAUCUAUUAAUCCCCGAGCCGACGGCGCGAAGCGCCGUGCGAGGGUACUAAUUCUCCCCAGCUAUUUACACCCGGGGAAACGAAAGCAUUAGCGAAAUCGAAAGUUCAUCAAAUAUCGCAGGCGUGGCUCACCAACGAUGUUUCGGUGGGUGGUCAUCCUCACUGAUCUCAAAAUAUGUGGCGGACUGUCAUGAAUAGCGAAAACUGAUUGGUCCAAUUUAAAGUUUGCAUUAUAACGACUGCAUGACGACAGCGAAAUAGCAAACAUUUCUUGAUUUGAUGAUUGAUAAAUUUCUUGCAAAUAUCACAAAUAUAUUUCAUUUUUGCUCGCAUUUUUGCAAGAUUUUGUAAAUUUCAAGAAAGAAAGGGCGAAAGAAUCGGCUAAAAGAAGUGAGCCGACGUUAACGAAGGUAAGUUUGAUUUAAAUAUUGAUUUUAUAAUGGAUUUUAUAAUUUAAAACCCGACGGCCUUUGCAUAUAUGAAACAACUAAACAAGGCCGCAUAUUAUUUCAGUGUAUCUUUAGUAAUGCUUUGUGCAACUCAGGCAUGGCGAGCGGACGUGUCUUUCGACGCUACGUUUAAAUACUUCAACUUGCCAGCCCUAGGUUAAUAAUUUUACUUUAUAAAGCUACAAAACUAAUAAAUAAAUGCUCUGAAUAGCGUCUUAUCACGACUACAUCAGUGGCUAUGAGGCAGCUGAAACAACAAGUUACGGAUAUUAUCAUGAAGGAUAAUGAUCUUCUUAAACUAAUUGCUGAAGCGGUGUCCUCGCUAAUAGUGGAAAAACUAUCUAGUGACAAAGACACGAUCAUAAAGGUUGCAGAAACUAUAACCAAGCAACCAGAAUUUGAGAAUGCCUUAAAAACGAAUCUAAGCGAUCAAACAAAUGUUAUCAAACAAGAAGUAUACGAAUCUCUCGUCUUUGAUAAUAACGUAAUAAAAGAGCAUAACGUUGAACUUAAACAGACUUGCCGAAAUCUUCAGGACAAUAUCGACAACUUAGUGCUGGAAAUCGACGCCCUUGAGCAGUACGGAAGACGAAAUUGUUUGCUGAUACACGGCGUUCCAGAGACACGUAGCGAUCGGGGGAAUUCUGUUGAAAACACUGAGGCUCUUGUCCUGGGUGUCGUGAAUAACAAACUUGGUCUUGGAAUGGAUUCCUCUACUCUGGAUAGAUGUCACAGACUUGGUCUCGGAGGUGGUAAUCACGAAGCAAGAGGUGGUCAGUCACGUCAAAAAUCUCGGCCUAUUAUCGUUAAGUUUGUAGCCUAUAGCGUUAGAUCGGAGGUCUUCAGAUGUAAACGAAAGCUCAAGGGUACGGGAAUGGCAAUCACAGAGAGCCUAACUAGGAGACGGAUGGAAACGUACAAAGCAGUCUUCAAACAUCGGAAUGUUCAGUCGUCGUGGACAAUUGAUGGUAGGAUUGUAGCUCUAAGAGCGGAUAAUCAAAAAAGGUUAUAA
Paramuricea clavata is the source of this 2532-nucleotide messenger RNA. The record is from the annotation of a GenBank genome assembly. NCBI's taxonomy places the organism in Eukaryota, Metazoa, Cnidaria, Anthozoa, Malacalcyonacea, Plexauridae.